Chaetomium fimeti is the source of this 1067-nucleotide messenger RNA. RefSeq lists its product as uncharacterized. The record is from RefSeq and is a predicted model, not a curated record. Lineage: Eukaryota; Fungi; Ascomycota; Sordariomycetes; Sordariales; Chaetomiaceae. The coding region runs from base 49 to 906 and encodes 285 amino acids. The transcript has a single exon.
AUCUCAUCAACUCGAGUGAUUUCCAGGUUGUGAUAUGUUGCAACGAGCAUGCCGGCCCCCCUUCCUCCCGUCGUGGCGGCAACGUCUCCUGGAUUCGGGCAAGGCGCAAUCAGCUUCCUCCACCCAGGGUACAAUGAGCCCGUCAACGUCCUCUUUCACAUGCCGCGAGUCGACCGCGUCCCCUCCGUCGCUGCAAGCAAUGAGCCGCUGCAGUUUGGCGUCCAUCAUCGAACUGCGCUAGCGGCAUGCCAAAUCGUGGCCAACAACACGUUUGAUGGGUUCCUUGCGCUUGAGAAGACCGGGGCGCAGCGCGUCGACACUUCAGUCCCACCCGAUGGCAUCCUUAUGGCCAGCGAAUAUUACUUUAUUGUUCCGAGCAGCCCUGUAAGCACGUCAAACCCUUCCAUUCGCCCUUCUGCAGCCUCUGCUGGCGGUUUUGCACACGACAUACACAAAUACCCCAUCGUCCCAUCCUUCAGCGACUGGCAGUUCCCGCACAGUCGUAUCCCCGACUUCUGGCCGCGACACGACCAACCCUUGCCUCCCCCAUCACCUGCCCAGCUGGUCUGCGCCGUGACGGGAUAUACCUGGGCCGUACAACACGCGCACCUCGUCCCGAGUAACGAGCGUGAUUGGUUUGUACGUAAUGGAAUGAGCAGGUAUGGCGUCGAAACGGUAGUCGAUAUCGACGAUCCGGCCAACUGCAUCCCACUCAAAUCAGACAUACAUAUGUGCUUGGAUAGCUGGGCCUUUGUAAUCGUCCCCAAACCUCCCGAGGCGCUGUCUACUACAUGUUCUCACGGUAUUGGAGCCAACCCGCCUCACAAUUCUGUACCGUCCCCUGUUGGCGGCACGCAGCAGGCCGAGUACGCGGUACACAUACUCGCCGGAAAGGUACGUGCGUGACAUGGAAGAAGAGCAGCGCGGGCGGCCGCGUAAGAGGGCGAGGGAGUUUUAGCCUCUCCCAAGUUCAAGCAGAAGGACUUGAGUAAAAUGAAAUGGAUAAAGUAAAAGAAACCGAGUAAACGGAAAGGGGUAAAAGGAAAGGAGUAAGAGGGAAAGAGUAA